GUUACGUGAUCGAUAUUCUGAUUAGCUAAAUUUCAAUUCGAUCCUAAUCAAUAGUCCAACCUUAAUCCAUUGGGCUUUAGAGGCAAAAGCGUUCCCUAGUGUUUUUCGAAUGAGAAUUUUUCUAUUGGAUGUCAGCAGGUGUUCACAUGACGUCCCCAAUAUCGUGUCUAAACUUUUAAACGCGUCACAUCUAAAUACUCGAGUGUUAUGGAGGAAAAAAUAGUGUGAUUAUACAUAUGACAUGCAAAAUAUAAAACAGGGCAUCUUUUAUUUACAUGCGUAUUACUGUGUCAUUUUAUUUUGCUCACUUGAAUCUUACAAUUUAUGUAAACGACACAAUAGCCAAAGAAAUUUGUGAUCUAUGUUGUAAAGAGAGUACAAAUAUAGACAGAAGAAAUGUGUGAUAAACUUUCAAGAAAAUUGAUAUCUUCUAAACCCAUGUAUCAUUCCGCGCUUUAACAUUGCUCUUUGCAGUAUAAUGAACCUAUCAAGAUACGUGAAAGUGCCUUAAUACCUUGAUAUUAAAAGCAACAUUGUAUAUCCCAAAAUGAAGCCUGUCAACCGACUCCAUCACGAAUUAAACUUAAAAUAUGCGAUUCAAGCAGAGAUUUUGCGAUCGCAUCAACGGGACGCCGAUUUCACGGAAAACCUACAGAAGAGAUUAUCCGAGAUUUUGCAUAAUUUUGGGUUACACAAAAGAUGGCACCAAUAUAUUCAAUUCAACACUCCGCUCAAAUUAAUUUACUUCACCUUCACGUCAGGCAUGGGUAAUCAAACAUUAGGCGAAGAAUAUACCGGUAUAGUGCAAGCUAAUAUAGAAGAACUCAAAGUUCCAUCACUAGCUAUGAGAAUACUAGCUAUUAUGUUGGAAAUCUUUGGAGAAAGAUUAUUGCUGAAGAUGCUGAAAAAAUUACAAGCGCAGGUUAAUGAACCAGACAACCAGUUGACAGCAGAGGCAGUAGCAGUCCUAAAUAUCUUCCUGUUUAAGUUACGUGCCAUAGUACCUGUACUUAUAUUAUUCCACAAAGGAGUUUUCUACAUAUAUGGUAGAUUUUACAGCUGGGGUAGAAGAAUCACUGGCUUAGAUUAUGUAAAGGUAUAUGGUCAACAAGUAGCCACUGUCAGUUGGGGAUUAAAAUUGUUAGGGAUUACUACUAUAAUUCAAUGUCUAUUAAAAAUCUGGCAGACUGAUAUGCCACAGAAUAUUACCACUAUCUCUAGUCCACUUGAUGUAAGCCAUACCAGUUAUACUUGCCAACUAUGCCUUGAGACUGCAGCAACAACAGCGACAUUAUGUGGUCAUUUGUUUUGUUGGGAUUGUCUUAGCGACUGGUUACGUAACAAGCCACAAUGUCCAUUUUGCAGGGAGCAUGUGCCACCAUCACGAAUCAUACAUCUAAUGAAUCUUUAACUUUCUAUACAUGUAUAUGCAAUAUUUCUUUUAAAUAUGAGAACUUUGUGUUGUAUUAUACAUAAGAUGUAAAAACUGUACAAUAUACUUACAUAUAAAAAUAGUUAAUUUUUACAUAUAAUUAAAUAUACUUAAAAAAAUACUUUCUUUAGCAUGUUAAACACCAUGUAUGUAGAAUUAUAUGAUAGAAAUUUCUAUGUUAAGAUAUACAUCAUUGUAUGUGAAAAUAUCGCACAUAUAAUCUAUUUUAAUUAGUAAGAUUCAAUUUUUGAAGCCAAAUGAAAAUAUUCGCGUAGUAGUUCUAUAAUCUUAUACUAUUCGAAGAUUUUAAUUUACAUUUUUUAAGUAAUAAGUUAUAAAAACAUUAUGGGUCUCAACUUAAAUCUCUGAUUGACUUUGAAAGACAGAACGUGUAGUAAAGAGUUAUCAUCUUUAUUUCUUAGAACUUUAUUAAGAUAAUCAAGACACAGUCAAGAUCAACUUGAAACUUUCUACCGGUUAGUAGUCUGUACCACUUAUAAAUUUAUACAGACAUAAUUAACCGUGACUAACAGGGAUUAACAUAAGGAUCUUUGCCACCAUAUAAUAUGAAAAUUAUUACUCAGAUGCCAAAGUCAAAUUUGAAAGUAAUACAAUAUAUUUAUUGUUAAAAAAAAGUUACAUAUUGCGUAUAAACGUAUAAAGAUUGGUAUUCCCUGUGUGUGCCACACUGCAUAAUUAAAGUCAUUAUUUCCAGGUUUAUAAAGGAUCUCAUAUCCUUGUCGAGUAAUAUGUAUGUUUUUCAUGGCACUGUGAUAAACUACAAU
Molecule: messenger RNA, 2217 nt
Organism: Dinoponera quadriceps
Lineage: Eukaryota; Metazoa; Arthropoda; Insecta; Hymenoptera; Formicidae
Gene: Pex10
Product: peroxisome biogenesis factor 10
Exons: 3
Coding region: 548-1411 (287 amino acids)
Biological process (GO): protein import into peroxisome matrix
Cellular component (GO): peroxisomal membrane
Molecular function (GO): zinc ion binding
Source: RefSeq, a predicted model, not a curated record